Molecule: messenger RNA, 1215 nt
Organism: Peniophora sp. CBMAI 1063
Lineage: Eukaryota; Fungi; Basidiomycota; Agaricomycetes; Russulales; Peniophoraceae
Source: the annotation of a GenBank genome assembly
AUGGACUCCGACGGCGGCGAUGACAUCUUGGAUCGCGAGAUGAGUAACUCCGAAGCCGAAUCUAUAACCGAGGAUGCCCCUGGCGCGCGUGUGCUGUGGUUCGGUCAGCACUCGGGAAAGCGGCGCCUGGACGAGGUGGGCGAAGGAUACAUAGCCUGGGCCUGCCAUCCCAAGCGCAGACACCAAGUAUGGUAUAACGAGUUCAAGCAGCUAUGUGAAGAAUAUCGGCGGUGGCGCGAAGAGCACUAUCCAACCGAGAACCCCGGCAGUGCGAUCGUAUGGUGGGGGAAAUACGAAUGGCAAGAGUUUCGUAAGAUGUACGCUGCCUACGGGCACAUGCGGUACGUCCUGCAGCCGCGGUUCAAAGGCUGCCGCUGGUACUUCUGGCUCAAGAACCAGACUCAGCGUUACCAGGCCUGGCUGGAUGAGCAUCGCAGGCCGGCGCGUGCCCGUGUCUCCACUGGCUAUCGCAGGGACAUAGGAGAGCGAGUUGACAGUCGAGACGACAAACCCCCUCCGCAAGAGGAGUACGAACGCGACGACUUCCUCGUCUCGGAUGACGACAACGAUAGCGAUGCAGACAUUGAUAGCGAAGAGGUCUCCGAAGACGAAGUGGAGGAGACGUUGAGCGACGAACUCAAGAACCUGCAGGAUGAGCAAGACACGGGGCAAUCUUCAACCGAAGAUACCGCAGAUGAAGCUAUCGAUCGGCAAGCCGUAAACGAAGGCAGUACUGAGGGCGAGAGUCGCUGUGGGGACGAAGCGGAUGGAGAGGAUGACGAGUGUAAUGCAAUUGAAGACGAAAACGAAGGCGACGCAGAUGCAGAUGACGACGACGAAGAAGACGCAGAUGACGAAAGCGACUUCGACGUGCAAUACGAUCUGGCCAACAAGAAGGCCCGUCAACAAUCGGCUUUGGACAAGAUCAAGAAGAGCAUAGUAGCGAAGCGUCCAAGCUCCAGCCAGCUCGUCUCGCCCAAGAAACGUUCACGGAGUCUCUCGUCUGAUGAGGAAGAGAGCGUACAGGCUCGCACUUCCCGAGUUCGCAGGAAGACUAUACCGGACAAUGGCCCAUCUUUGGAUACUGACUCGGACUCCGACGAGGAUGAGUUGCCGUCGAGGCUCACGCAGCCCGCAGUAAGCAACUCGAAGAGGGACUUGCCGCGUCGGUCUGCUAGACUGCGCAGCGCAAGGCGGUUUGUUCAGAAUAUGUGA